Molecule: messenger RNA, 592 nt
Organism: Drosophila santomea
Lineage: Eukaryota; Metazoa; Arthropoda; Insecta; Diptera; Drosophilidae
Source: RefSeq, a predicted model, not a curated record
AUGAAAGCGCAACAGACAACGGCAGGACCGCAGGAACACGACCACACGACAACUGAGCGGGAAAGGAUUGGGUGGACAAGGGGGCAGGAACAUGGUGGACAGGGAACGGGGAGUGGGAGGACAAGUGUAAGAGCAGGAGAUGCAGGACAACUAAAUAGGCGAACCGCAAAAACUCAUCGUCAAGGAGCGACAGAUACGGCCAGGGAAAAGUGGGAAAAUAGAUGGGGAAUCCAACUAUGCAGCCAUAAUACAAGUUCACGGGAAUUGAGAUGAAAGCAGUGAGCGAGCACAGUCGUCCGUAGGACCUCGAGCCGAUGCCGCAUCCGAGUUCGAGUCCGGAGUCCCCCUCACUCCAUCCGCCGUAUCCCGCAUGCCCGGAAAGGAGGAGGAGGAGCCGCUCGAAUUGCGGCUGGGGCUGUCACUUAGCGCGUGACAUGUGUCAAAACAAGCGGCAACCGCAGCGAGACCGUGACCAGAGCCUCCCAGAAUCCGAGCCUGCUGCACAAGUGCAUGCCCGGCUUCGUCCUGGGAGUGCUGCUAAUAUCCUUCCUCAGCAGCGGUGAAAUGGAUUUGGGCGGUUGGCAGCCUUAAA